Molecule: messenger RNA, 1338 nt
Organism: Chaetura pelagica (chimney swift)
Lineage: Eukaryota; Metazoa; Chordata; Aves; Apodiformes; Apodidae
Product: MOB-like protein phocein
Exons: 8
Coding region: 1-1074 (357 amino acids)
Cellular component (GO): cytoplasm
Source: RefSeq, a predicted model, not a curated record
AUGCAGUUGUGUUGUACAGAGACUCGUGCAGAGCAAAGGAGGACUGACCUUGUGGGCGAGCAUGCACAGCCAGAUGCUGACAGAGGGACAACUGAUGAAACGGGAGGAAAUCUGAAGAACGCAUUUUCCCAACAACCAGUCAGCUCGCUAACCUCUGGAGAGUGCAUCUCACAAAUCGAACAACUCUGCUCACGGCUACAGCCCUGCCGUCGAGACACUCGCCUCACCCUGCUGCUCACGCUUCCCUGGCCGGCACCAGGGCACCUGGAGAGGAAGCGUCAGGGACAACCGUUAACACUGUCCCCACGCCCCUGCGCCUGUGCGAGGGUGCUGGUCUGGCCCCUCAGGAGCGCAGGGCCCACAGCAAAGCUCUGCUUCCCAAGGAGCCCCCAGGCGGCCGCGGCCUGCCCGGCCCUCAGCUGCGCCGGGGGAGCGGCUCUGCCGCGCUUCCCCGCGGCCGGGAGAAGGAGCGCUGAGUUUGGUUUAAUUUUGGAUGACACUGGUGUAUCUAUUACUUAUUAUAUUCAGCAAAACAUAAGGGCAGACUGUUCCAACAUUGACAAGAUCCUUGAACCUCCUGAAGGCCAGGAUGAAGGUGUAUGGAAGUAUGAACAUUUAAGACAAUUCUGCCUUGAGCUCAAUGGACUAGCUGUCAAGCUUCAGAGUGAAUGUCACCCGGACACGUGUACUCAGAUGACAGCUACUGAACAGUGGAUUUUUCUUUGUGCAGCUCAUAAAACUCCCAAAGAGUGUCCUGCUAUAGACUACACCAGACACACACUUGAUGGAGCUGCUUGUCUUCUGAAUAGCAAUAAGUAUUUCCCCAGCAGGGUUAGCAUAAAGGAAUCUUCUGUAGCCAAAUUAGGAUCAGUGUGCCGAAGGAUUUACAGAAUAUUUUCACAUGCUUAUUUUCAUCACCGGCAGAUAUUUGAUGAAUAUGAAAAUGAAACUUUCUUGUGUCACCGGUUCACUAAAUUUGUGAUGAAGUAUAAUCUGAUGUCAAAGGAUAACCUGAUUGUACCAAUUUUGGAAGAAGAAAUGCAAAAUUCAGUGUCAGGGGAGAGUGAGGCAUGAUGGGAAUGGCAAUAGAGAAGCCUGCAUUGAUAUAAACAGAACAUUAAUUACAUACUGUAUAUAUCAGUUUAGACACUUUGAUCACCUAUCUGCAUAGCUUUGUUAGUAUACUUUUUGUAUGCUGUGUGCAUUGCCUUUUAAUAUGGGAAAUACUUUAAGUUAUUCAUGGGCUGUAUAUUCCAUGUGGCACUCAUGGUUUUCAAAUAAAAGUAGUAGUAUCUGUUUAUAAUGCCUGUUAAUAAAAGAAUUUACAGUUCUCUAAGA